UCAUAAAAAACACAUUUCUCUCAACUAACCGCUGUUGCUUCGUGCCUUCGUCUCUCCACACACUUCCUUUUACCGUCUCUCCCAUUUUCACACCAACAAUAAAAAUAAAAACUUCUGCAGCAAAUCACAUAUUACAACAACACAGGGAGAGACAGAGCUAGAUUUUGGAGCAAAUUUAGGGUUCCGUUUAAUACGUAAACUACCAGAUCUGGCAUCACAUUAACAUGCAUAUCAUUCAUUUUGCUAAUCUUAGUCGUGCUUGAAUUGAACUUACUUAAACCAGAAUCCAAAAAAUGCAGAUGUUAUCUCCUGUUACUCCCGGCCAGUUUUCUUUCUUGCUUGGAAUCGUACCUGUAUUUGCUGCUUGGAUCUACACCGAGUAUUUGGAGUACAAAAAAAACAACACCUUAGCCAAAGCUAGGCAUUCUGAUGUUGGAUUGGUUGAAUUGGGGAACGAAGCGGUCAAAGAAGAUGAUAGAGCUGUUUUACUAGAGGGAGGAGUUCAGUCUGCUUCUCCCAAAACUAGGAGUUCAACUUCCACAUUUCCUAUUUUCAGGUUCUUUACAAUGGAAGAGCAGUUCUUGAUUGAUAAUCGCUUGACGCUUAGAGCCAUAUCGGAAUUUGGUUUCUUUAUGGUGUAUUUUUACAUAUGCGACCGCACUGAUAUUCUUGGCUCAUCUAAGAAGAGUUACAAUCGAGAUCUUUUCUUGUUUCUCUACUUCCUCCUCAUCAUAGUUUCAGCAAUAACUUCUUUCAAGAUACAUCAUGACAAGUCACCAUUCUCUGGGAAACCUAUACUUUAUUUGAAUAGGCAUCAAACUGAGGAGUGGAAAGGCUGGAUGCAGGUAUUAUUUUUAAUGUACCAUUACUUUGCUGCGACCGAAUUUUACAAUGCAAUCCGUGUUUUUAUUGCUUCAUAUGUGUGGAUGACUGGAUUCGGCAACUUCUCGUAUUAUUAUGUUCGCAAAGAUUUCAGUCUUGCUAGGUUUGCACAGAUGAUGUGGCGGCUUAAUUUCCUGGUGCUAGUGUGCUGUGUUGUACUGAACAAUAGUUACAUGCUAUACUAUAUUUGCCCAAUGCACACUCUUUUCACUCUUAUGGUUUAUGCGGCACUUGGUAUUUUCAACAAGUACAAUGAGAUUGGAUCAGUCAUGGCUGCAAAAAUUAUUGCUUGCUUCCUUGUAGUCAUUCUGAUGUGGGAAACUCCUGGAGUAUUUGAAGUGGUUUGGAGCCCAUUUACUUUUCUUUUUGGUUAUACUGAUCCUGCGAAACCAGAUUUGCCCCGCUUGCACGAGUGGCAUUUCCGUUCAGGCCUUGAUCGUUAUAUCUGGAUAGUUGGAAUGAUAUAUGCCUACUAUCAUCCAAUGGUGGAAGGAUGGAUGGAGAAACUAGAGGAGACAGAAGCGAAGCGCAGAAUAUCAAUUAAAACAGCUGUUGCAACAAUAUCUCUGGCGGUGGGAUAUACGUGGUACGAGUACAUAUACAAGCUGGACAAGGUUACUUACAACAAAUACCAUCCUUAUACCUCGUGGAUUCCCAUAACUGUGUACAUUUGUUUGAGAAAUGUCACCCAGCACUUCCGCUGCUACAGCUUGACCCUUUUCGCAUGGCUGGGGAAAAUCACACUGGAGACCUACAUUUCUCAGAUCCAUAUCUGGUUAAGAUCAGGAAUUCCAGAUGGCCAACCAAAAUUGUUACUUUCUCUAAUUCCAGACUACCCAAUGUUGAACUUUAUGCUUACCACCUCCAUAUAUGUCGCGGUUUCUUACAGGCUCUUUGAUCUGACAAAUACGUUGAAAACAGCAUUUGUACCCAGUAAAGACGAUAAGCGCCUGACAAACAACAUAAUCACAGCAGUUGCAGUUUCAGUUGUUCUCUAUUCACUGUCAUUUGUAUUCUUAAAGGUCCCUCAGAUGCUGAUUUGAGAGGAAACUGCAAGAUUGCUAUCUGUUUUCCAUGAGCAUACAGGAAGAAUAUUGCUCCACAACUAGAUUUUGCCUCUGAAAGAAAAUGAACGAUGAAACGGAUUCAUUUCAAUUUGUCACUGGGGAGAAACAAUGGAAGGAUCAAUAUCAGUGGUCUUAGGUCUCGUUACUUUAUUGUACAGGAAGGUCAUGAAAGACAUGACCUUCAACAGAGGUGUUAUUUUUGUCAUGUUUUGAUUAAUUUUUUCACAGCAGUAGUAAAGCAAUUACUGCAGCAAUGUAAAAUUCACCGACCAAAGCAAUUCCCUACGCUUCCAUGAGUUUGACAUUGUAUUGAGUAGUGUCUAAAGCAUAUUGCACCAAACUUUUAUUGGCUUAA
Molecule: messenger RNA, 2304 nt
Organism: Populus nigra (black poplar)
Lineage: Eukaryota; Viridiplantae; Streptophyta; Magnoliopsida; Malpighiales; Salicaceae
Product: protein REDUCED WALL ACETYLATION 2
Exons: 16
Coding region: 294-1925 (543 amino acids)
Biological process (GO): xylan biosynthetic process; plant-type secondary cell wall biogenesis; xyloglucan metabolic process
Cellular component (GO): Golgi apparatus
Molecular function (GO): acetyltransferase activity
Source: RefSeq, a predicted model, not a curated record